Messenger RNA from Synchytrium microbalum, 2382 nucleotides. RefSeq lists its product as uncharacterized. Gene Ontology annotation, cellular component: cytoplasm. The record is from RefSeq and is a predicted model, not a curated record. The transcript is spliced from 5 exons. NCBI's taxonomy places the organism in Eukaryota, Fungi, Chytridiomycota, Chytridiomycetes, Synchytriales, Synchytriaceae. Bases 1 to 2382 code for a protein of 793 amino acids.
AUGAUGAAUCAGUAUCUGUCUCCAUCAAAUAACAAUAAUGCACAACAACAAGGCCAGAAUGCAUUCUCAAGCAAACAUAUAGAACCAUUUGGAAGACAACCACAAUCUGUAAACAUACCUAACUCUCCUUCCAAACUGUCGCCAUCUACUGCAUUCCUCGGUGCCGUUACGGACGACCACACCUGGAAGACUAUAGGUUCUCCAACUCAUAGAACUAGCAUAACUUCUCUACCAAGUACACCUAUAUCACAUCAGCCCACAAGUCACAUAUCAAUGACUCUAGAUGCUUCGCCGUAUUCCCUAUCCUCGAUACCCAUGGGCCCAUCCGAAGUAGAAGACAUUGCCUUUGGAAACAACAAUCCCAAUGGCACAACAUCACUCGAGCGAAACGCCCGUAACAGAGCUACCAGUAAUCCAACGCCUGGCUACUCUAAAGACGGCCUGAUGCUGACUCCUGUACCUCCAGGCAUGCAUAUACUACAGCACGAUGACAAUAACGGAAGUAGGACGGCAACUACAAACUCGUCUGCCUGGCAAUCAUCCAUGUCGGCACAUACUCCAUGGAAGGGUAACUCACCAUCGCCAUCGUCAAUAUGGGAUAAAGCUGGUGGUAUGGUCACUGCUAGUCCAAACAACCAGAAUGGUAGAGACGCGAUUACUCCAGACGAAGAGGGCUAUUCAAAGCGCGUAUCCUUCUCUGGAGGGUAUGAUGGCUCAUCACCAUCAGACGAUGAUCAUGAUGAUCUAAACAUGAUCACCUUCAAGAACGUAAUUACCCAUCAACCGCUUCGAGACGACACCUCCAAUGAUUUACGUAAUGCAGGUGGACUCGCAUAUUCAAAAUCAUCGUCGCUACCAACAGCAAUAUCGUCAUCAUCACGAGUCAGGUCAAAAUCAUUCAAUUCGGCUUCAUAUGGAUACGUAAAUGAAGAUUUGUUAUAUGGUGAAUCCUUAAUAAGGCCGAAUGGUAAUAAUGGGGUUGGACAGUCUGGGUCUGUGUCUUCUGCUGAAUUCCCUGAAUUAUUAUGGGGCGACGAUCGUGCACCUGGUAUGCAUCGUCGGGCGUCGACCGUACCUACUGUAUAUCCAGGCUUGUGGGAUACUCCAUCAGCUACUUCAUCAUUGAUGGAACGAACGCCUCCUGUUAUGGAGGACCCUGUACAGCAAUACUAUCGUCAAGGACGUCGAUUCAGUCAUGCUCCUACUCUGUAUCAAGACUGGCACAAUCCACAUGUGGACAGGACUGGAGCAUUAGACCAAGAAUACGAUUUACAACAUCUGUCACCAGGAGCUCUAGAUUCACGUCGUCGUCAUUCUUUGGCUGGACCGCCCAUGUAUCCACAGCAACAGCAAUCAUCUGCAGCAUCUCGAUACCUAAACGACGCACUCGAAUCAUUACAUUUAGAAGAUAGCAUUCGAGAAAUACUACCAAAACCAACUCCAAUAGUAACACAACCAUUACGAACAUCCAACGACUAUUCGAAUCCAACACCAUUACGAACAUCGAAUGAUUAUAAUAUGCCAUCCAAUUCACUACGAACGUCCAAUGACUAUAAUGGCAUCAAUGAUUUUAACGGCAUGCGACAAUCUGCAGACGAACUAGUAUCUGCAGGAUUGGGUAUGGGAAACCCUAGUAAUACUGGUGGUGUACAUACAGUCCCGAGUCUAGCGGAUGCACCAUUAUACGACGAAAUCAACGAUUAUUUCGAAAACACAGAGCACCGUACUCGAGCAUGGGUCGAAGCCGGCAAAAACCUACAAAUGGCAACGAGCCAUCUAGUCCACUGGCCAUUGUACAUUGUCGAAUUCAAGGCCGGCAGAAUGGACUACUUUUACGUUGGCGAGCAAACCGGUCUCAUCAUCCGAAAGGGAGAUCUGGUUAUUGUCGAAGCUGAUCGUGGUAAAGAUUUGGGAAAAGUCGUUGUAGAAGGAAUCUUGAAUCCACAGCAGUUAGCCAUGCAUCAGAGUGUGCUUGGUGAUGGGCUCUUGUCUGGAGUUAAUGCAUUGUCGGGCAGUGAUGGAUCAAAUGUACCUGCCAAUGGUGGACAGCUGGGUCCCAAGGAUAUACAUCCGAAAAGGAUUUAUCGGGUUGCGCAACAGGGAGAAGUCUCUCAGUUGGUGUCCAAGAAUGCUGAUGAGGCCCGGGCGCAGUCGUUGUGUCAGGCCAAGAUUCGUCAGCGCAAGCUGCCUAUGGAGAUUGUUGAUGCUGAAUACCAAUGGGAUCGUCGCAAACUCACAUUCUAUUUUGUGGCUGAUCGACGUAUUGAUUUCCGAGAACUUGUUCGUGAAUUGUUCAAGAUAUACAAGACUCGUAUUUGGAUGUGCGCCGUCAGUCCAAUGCAGGAUCAACAGCAACAGCAGCAACAACAACAGAUUGCUUGA